CCAAAGUCAAUUAACUAAAUAUAUCACAAUGCUUCAAGCGCAAGCACCUAGUACUCCAAAGACAGCAAACACACGAGGCCGGCCCUGCCAGUCCUCAGCAAGCACUUCCGAGCAACAAACACAACAACGGCGUAAGCAAAUUCGAGAGGCACAGAGGGCAUAUCGAUCCCGCCAACAAUCGCAACUUGAGUCGCUGAAAGCACGCGUCGCUCAUUUAGAAGAUGUAGUUGAUCAAGUUGGCCAAGUCAUGGGCAUCUUUCAUGAUGCUGUUGUUAAGGAAAAUGUGUUUCUUUCGCAGUCUAAAUUGAUGCAGACUGUUGUAUUGCUUCAGGAUGAGGUUGGGGAGCAUUUGAAGAGAGCUGAAAUAGCUACUUCUCCUGCUGUUCGUUGGUGUGAGUUCCAGGGGAAGAUUAACAGAGUCCUUUCGGAGCCAUGUCAAUCAACUCAUGGCCCUACUAACGAAAACCCUCCUGAAUUACCAUUAAUAUCAAACUUCUGGCACCUAUUUUUUAACUCGACCAACUCCAUCCUCCCAUCAAUUCAGAACACAGCCCCAAAUCAUGAUGACAACGCAAUAUACCCACCCCUCACUACAACCAGCCAGACAAUCCCAUACACAACAACACCUUUCACCCAGAGACUCUUCCAUGCCUGUGCAAAAAGCGGCCAUCGAUACCUUACCGGUCCCACAGUAACAGACGCGCAGACAUGGCCCGAAUUCGGGCUCGUGUUGGAAUACCUUCCAUGGCAGGACAUCAUUGCUUACUUUGAGCAGGUGCUUAGCACGAGUCCUUGUAAUCCGGUACUCGAUUGUCGGUUUCCGUUUAUUAGUCUUGGGAAUGCAGGUAUGCACUUUUCGUCUGGGAUGCACAAUUUACUUCCCUUUCAGGGGGCGAAUGGGGUGCGGGUGAUUCCGAGUGAGGAGGAGUGGUUUGAUGUGAAAGAUGUUGAGGGAUAUCAGGUUGAUAAGGGCAUUCAACUCGUUGGUUGUUAUGAUCCCGCUUCAUAUACUAGCAAGUCUAGUCUGGUUCUGUCUGGACAAGUACUUCCCAGUAACAUGGUCGCAGUUCUCGAUGAGGCGGCCCUUAUCAACGGACUAAGCCGGCUCUGUAUAUGUCUGGGGUGCGUUGCUGGAUUUCGCCGCCGCGAUAUAGAAAGCUUUAUAUGGCAGAAUGUACGGUGGACUUUUAAUUGAUAUCACCUUGG
This is a messenger RNA of Aspergillus glaucus CBS 516.65, 1206 nucleotides long. RefSeq names its product bZIP transcription factor. NCBI's taxonomy places the organism in Eukaryota, Fungi, Ascomycota, Eurotiomycetes, Eurotiales, Aspergillaceae. Gene Ontology annotation, molecular function: DNA-binding transcription factor activity. The transcript has 3 exons. The coding region runs from base 29 to 1195 and encodes 388 amino acids. Gene Ontology annotation, biological process: regulation of DNA-templated transcription. The record is from RefSeq and is a predicted model, not a curated record.